Molecule: messenger RNA, 3040 nt
Organism: Drosophila bipectinata
Lineage: Eukaryota; Metazoa; Arthropoda; Insecta; Diptera; Drosophilidae
Gene: Dp
Product: transcription factor Dp
Biological process (GO): regulation of cell cycle; regulation of transcription by RNA polymerase II
Cellular component (GO): nucleus; transcription regulator complex
Molecular function (GO): DNA-binding transcription factor activity, RNA polymerase II-specific; RNA polymerase II transcription regulatory region sequence-specific DNA binding
Source: RefSeq, a predicted model, not a curated record
ACUGUCUGCCAUUUCAUUCGCACCCGCACAUAGCCUGCUUUGCCUUUCCCACAUGAAAACUGAAAGCAGCGACUUGGUGGAAGUUUCGUGCCCUUCGCGUUGCGUUAAAAAGUCUGCAGAAUCCGCCUUAAAAUACGCCGAUUGAUAGAUCCUAGUCCGGGGAGUCUUUUGCCACCGCAUUUCCAAAAAUCGAGCCACGCCAAGUCCGCGAAAAACGCCCUCGAAAAAGGCGAUUUUUCGUCCGCCGCUGUGUGUGUGUGACCAGAAAAAAUGCUCUUGUGCUGGAGGUGAACAAAAUGCGCUCGCCAUUUUGACUUGAAUUACGGCCAAAAAUAGACUCGAGAUCCGUGUGAGGUGCAUUCCGGAUAGUGAUACGGUUGAAAAUAAUCCUUUGGGCCGGGCCUUAACAGUGGAUACUUCCUACGUCACUCCUGCUACCGCCCCCGCCCAUCCGACUUCGAUCCCGUAUACACGUUGCGGCUACGUGCUUUCUGUCGGCAACGACUUCUUUUUGGCGGCCUUUGGUGGGGCUGCAGUCUUUCACCUGUCUACCUGGCUGCUCGCGGUAUCAGCGGUAUCAGCCUCUGUUGCCACUCCGAAUAUGGCGCACAACUCCGCCACGGCAAGCGGAACUGGGAAGACGGACGAGGUGAACUUCUUCUUCCGAGACGAGCACGGACAAAUUGCAAAGAUGUUGAAACCGGCGCACAUUAAAGCCGAACUUGAGGGCGGCAAAGUGCUCUAUGCCACUAGUUCUACGGCACGUAACAGCGGAAGCGGCAUCGGCAACGUGGGCCGCAUGGGCGCCUUCAGCCAGAUGGGUUCCUCCAGCAAGCAAGGGCAGUUUAUUCGGAUCCAGGACAACGGCCAGUCCAUUCCAAAAACAGAAAAUACCUCGUACACAACAGUGUCGUCGCAAAAGAGCGGGGGCAGCGGGGGAAAUGGCAUGUACGAUGGGGGCGAUCGCUACGUGAAGUACACGCCAAACAAUCCCAUGAAGAUCAAGUCAAAACUCCACGACAUUCAAAGCAACUCCUUGCACUCCCUAUCCGGCUCCUCGUCGUCCGUGCAAAGGAAACGAAAACCCGAUAAGGCUGGCAAAGGACUCAGACACUUCUCCAUGAAGGUCUGCGAAAAAGUGGAGGAGAAGGGCAAGACCACGUACAAUGAGGUGGCCGACGACUUAGUCAGCGAAGAAAUGAAGAACAAUGCGUACGACAACAACUGUGAUCAAAAGAACAUCCGACGUCGUGUCUACGAUGCACUCAACGUGCUGAUGGCAAUCAAUGUUAUCUCCAAGGACAAGAAGGAAAUUCGCUGGAUAGGUUUACCCGCUAACUCAGCAGAGCAAUUCUUGGCCCUGGAGGAGGAGAACAUGUUGCGCCGCGAGCGCAUCAAACAAAAGCACGAGAUGCUGCGCGAGCUGAUAAUGCAGAACGUGGCUUUCAAAGGGCUGAUCGAGCGGAAUAAGCGAAACGAGAGCCAAGGCAUGGUGCCAUCUCCAAAUUCCUCCAUCCAGCUGCCCUUUAUUAUCGUAAACACGCACAAGUCUACCAAAAUCAACUGUAGUGUCACCAAUGACAAGUCCGAAUACAUAUUCAAGUUCGAUAAGGCUUUCGAAAUGCACGACGACAUUGAGGUCCUCAAGCGAAUGGGCUUGUUGCAGGGCCUAGACAAGGGAGAGUGCACGCCGGAGAAUAUUGAACGUGUCAAAUCGUAUGUGCCGCCAAAUCUCGCCAAAUACGUGGAAGCCUACGGUACGGGAAAAACUGGCGAUACCAUGUACGAGUCUGACGAUGAGGGCCAUGAUUUCAAUGGGUACCUGGAGUCGGCCAACGAGUCUCAGAGCUUCACCCAGCACUCGAGCCAACAUACAAACGAUGGCGAGUACAAGCUGGAGCUGGAUGAUGACGAGUUGGAGGACGACAUCGAUUGAGUUGACGUCGCCGCCGGCGUUGUGCCAGUGAUGGCCAAUGCAAAAGCGGAUGCGGAUGGAGAUGCAAAUGCUGUAGCUGAAGCUGAUGCGGAGGAUACAUUUAGUUUUACGUUUAUCAACGCUUUGCUAGGUUUGCCACGCCCCCCCGGUUAGAUCAUCCCCCACUCCAAUCCUCACCCCUCCGACCCACCCACACAGUUGGUUUUGUUCAUUUCUCGAUGAGACUCUAUUAAACUAUACGGAUUCUCGCUAUACGGCGAGAAUUAUGAAUCGGUAGUUUCAUGUAUGUACGUGUAGUUGGCGUACACAGAUUGUACUUGUAACUUUGAAGAUUUAUGUUUAAGCUCAAACGUUUUUAAAUUAAUUUGUCUAGUUAAGCAGAAACCGUAUUUUAGUGCAAAUCACAACACAUUUAACAGUUCAGCAAUACCACCCGAUAAAGGUCCCCAGCCCCGCCCCAGCAAUUGUUUAUUAUUAGAUGUUAUGAGUCUCCUUUCCCACUGGCCUCUCCAUUAUUUGGCUGGGCAAUAAGUAAGCGCGAUUAUGUUGUGGGUAAAUGUCUCUUAAAAUAUAAUAUAUAUACCAAAAUUGUACACAUAACAACGGUGAAAUGCGAUUAUUUUUAGAACGCCCACUGUGCAGCUUCCACUGCUGCCGCUGACAAGGACGAACAUAUGAAAUAUGUUUCAUUUGCUUAGACCACCACCCCCCUUGACAAGAAGACAUGUUUUGAAUUUCUCCAGAAACAAACAAAAAAAAAACAAAAAUAUAUAAAGAUACAGACUUAAGUUGACAAUGAAGUGCAGAUAUUUACAAAUAAUUAACCUACCUAAUUAGCAAUAACAACUAAAACAAGAAAAGGAAACAAACUUUCAGAAUUUGUAUUUAUAUUAUCGAACCUUCUUAACAGAAAAACAAAAACAUACAAAUUAGUAGAGUCAAGUAGAAGGCGUUAACGAUUAAGUGUCGAGCAAGUAGUUGUGUAAUAAAUCGAAUUAAUUGGAAUGAAGCAAAGGAUCUAACAUACAAAAUAGUUACAGACGAAAACGAACCGAGUGACAAGUUAAUAAAAUGAAUUGCGUAUUGUAAAAUAUGGUACAUCAA